AUGAUGGUCUUUUGGUUGCAGGUUGGUGCAGCAAUCUUUGGUUUAUACGCAGUAUGGAGGAUACAGUGGAAGUAUUGGACAGCUCGACGAAAUGAAACGUCCAAUUUCAAUGACGAGAAGAUAUCGACUAUUGCCAAUUCUCCAAGUAUCACUCCUCUAUCAGAUUUCGACUGGCGUACCACCGAGCCCCUCAAACUGCGACCUUUCAAACCAGUAUACCACAUGACAAUGGGUAUCCAAUCAUGUCCUCCAUCUGAACUCAUAGAAAUGGACCGGACAUACCUUGAUCGCCUCGCUGUCCGCACCAACGUGAUAAGAGAACACACCCCUAAAGUACUCCAAGCCCUCCCAUCAUCCCAUGCUGCGAUUGAGGAAUUUUACACGUACUUAACCGCCAACUACCUUCCUACCCGCUUUCCCACCAUCUACUCUCUUCAUCCUACAUCUCUUUUGAAUAAAGCGACAGGCCAUCAUAUUCCUCUCACUCCCUCCUCUCCUAUCGAAGCUCUCCGUACCUUAGGCACAGAUGUCGACACCGAUUUUCUCCUGCUGGUUCCCUCUCCCGACGGCGACGGUUAUAUCCUAGGAGGAUUCAUUACAUGCUUCCCAGCCGGAUUUGAUACUCAAACACUGCUUGGUAAGAAAAUAAGGGACAUUCAUAAACCCGUGCCAAAGUACAAGGAGAAGUUGGAGACGAGUAUGUAUCGAAGUUUCGAUCGAUUGGAAGUUGGGAAGAUUAUCAAGCGAGUCAACUGGUCGAUAACUACCCACUCGCGCUUAUUUGUACCGAGUGGAAAUCAUCUGUAUGAAGACGAAGAGGCGAAGGAAGAAGAGUUUGAUAUCAAAGAUGCAAACCUCCGCUGUGAACGUCAACUAGUACAUCGUCUUCCACAAACUAAAGCCUUGGUGUUCUCGUUCAAAACUUAUCUUACUCCAAUUACCCAAAUCAAAGAAGAAGGCUUGGGAGAGGAGCUGGCAGUGGCAAUUGAUGGUUUGAAAAGAGGAAAUGUACCGGAGAUACAUUACUACAAGAAAGGUGUCAUUUGGGGGGAGAAAGUCAAGGAGUAUCUGAGAAGUUAG
This is a messenger RNA of Botrytis sinoallii, 1080 nucleotides long. RefSeq lists its product as uncharacterized. The transcript has 5 exons. The record is from RefSeq and is a predicted model, not a curated record. Bases 1 to 1080 code for a protein of 359 amino acids. NCBI's taxonomy places the organism in Eukaryota, Fungi, Ascomycota, Leotiomycetes, Helotiales, Sclerotiniaceae.